This is a messenger RNA of Branchiostoma belcheri (Belcher's lancelet), 868 nucleotides long. RefSeq names its product enoyl-CoA delta isomerase 1, mitochondrial-like. Gene Ontology annotation, biological process: fatty acid beta-oxidation. Gene Ontology annotation, cellular component: mitochondrion. Gene Ontology annotation, molecular function: enoyl-CoA hydratase activity. NCBI's taxonomy places the organism in Eukaryota, Metazoa, Chordata, Leptocardii, Amphioxiformes, Branchiostomatidae. The transcript is spliced from 4 exons. The record is from RefSeq and is a predicted model, not a curated record. Bases 135 to 866 code for a protein of 243 amino acids.
UUUCUAAACGCCUGUUUCUUUUGCCGUCACUCUUUAAUCCGGGAAAAAGAGCCUUGUGUAGCCAAAAGACGUCGAAGAAGAAUAUUUUUUUGCAGACGACAAAAAGCUCGGAUGGCGACUUCGCCAUAGUGCGGAUGCAGAGACCGCCGGCUAACGGCCUGAACCUGGAGUUCCUGACGGAGCUGACCAUCCUGCUGGAGAAGCUGGAGGACGAUCACUCCUGCCGCGGGAUGGUUCUGACGUCUUCCCUUCCCGGGAUCUUCAGCGCCGGGAUCGACAUGGGCGAACUGACUCUGACUGCGAGCCAUGGUCCCGAGCAUGUGACAGCCUUCUGGCGAGCUCUGCAGACCUUCAUCAUCAACCUGUACCAGUCCCACCUGGUUACUAUAGCAACCAUCACAGGCCACGCCCCUGCCGGGGGAUGUCUGCUGUCAUUGGCCUGUGACUACAGAGUCAUGGCUGCUGGCAACUUUACCAUUGGUAUCAGUGCUGUGCGAGCAGGACUGUUCCCCCCAGCCUGGAUACAGAUGUUACUGUCAGACAUCAUCGGGAAGAGACAAGCAGAGUUGUCCAUCCUUCAGGGGAAACUCUACAGUCCUGAGGAGGCUCUACAACUGGGCCUGGUGGACAAGGUUGUUCCAGAGACAGACAUGAUGUCUGCGGCUGAGUCAGAGCUGCGUCAGUGGCUGCAGGUUCCAGACGCAGCCAGGAUCCUCACCAAGUCCAACCUCCGCAGAAAACUGCUGCAGGCUUUCGAACACAACAGGGAGAGGGAAGUCGAGGAAAUCACCAGAUUCAUUCAGACAGACUCUUUCCAAAACAACUUGAAGGAAUUUAUGCAAAAUUUGAAAAAUAAAAAGAGAUAAAA